This is a messenger RNA of Chrysochloris asiatica (Cape golden mole), 633 nucleotides long. It is a transcript of the gene BLOC1S4, whose product is annotated as biogenesis of lysosomal organelles complex-1, subunit 4, cappuccino. NCBI's taxonomy places the organism in Eukaryota, Metazoa, Chordata, Mammalia, Afrosoricida, Chrysochloridae. The record is from RefSeq and is a predicted model, not a curated record. Gene Ontology annotation, cellular component: BLOC-1 complex. The transcript has a single exon. The coding region runs from base 1 to 633 and encodes 210 amino acids.
AUGGAGGGUGGCCCCGAGGGGCCCGGGCCUGCCGAGGAGCCUGAGCCCCUAGGCGCCGCCUCGAGUGGGGACAGCGGCCACGUGUCUCAGAGCCACAGCAGCGCCUCCGGGCCUUGGGAGGACGAGGCCCCGGAGGCCUGCGCGCCUGGUCUCGACGUGCCGCUACUGCGGCGCGCUGCCAACGGCUAUGCCGCCCGCCUGCUGCCCACCGCCCGGGCCGACGUGGACGCCCUGGACGCGGGUCUGGAAGAUCUGCUGGCGCGUGUGGACGAGUUUGUGGGCAUGCUGGACAUGAUCCGCAGCGACUCUUCGCACGUGGUGGGCGAGGGUGUGCCGCGUAUCCACGCCAAGGCCGCCGAGAUGAGGCGCAUCUACGGCCGCAUCGACAGGCUCGAGGCCUUCGUGCGCAUGGUCGGGGGCAGCGUGGCCCGCAUGGAGGAGCAGGUGGCCCGGGCCGAGGCCGAGCUGGGCGCCUUUCCCAGCACCUUCAAGCGGCUGCUGCACACCCUCUCCACAGCUGCCUUCCUCCGCCAGGAGCCCACCGCCAGGCACCCACCCGCCGCCUACCAGCCGCCCGCCCUCUUCCGCACCGAGGACCACUUCCCUGGCUGCGGUGAGAGGCCCCCCGUCUGA